AUGGUACCACAUCUUCAAGGCUUCGCACAUGUACAGACAAACCCAACAUUCCCGGAUGAUAUGGAAAAGACUGUUGAUAAUGCCCGACGUAUCAUAAGCCACGUGAACGCCAUAGAUCCUCGAGCUGAUGCGAAAAGGAUCUGUAUCAAGGUUCCGAGCACUUGGGAAGGCCUCCAAGCUUGCCGUAUCCUGGAAGCCGAAGGCAUUGCAACGCUUGCCACAACGCUUUUCACAAUGCCCCAGGCCGUGUUGGCUGGAGAGGUCAAUUGCACGUACAUCGCACCGUACGUGUACGAUCUGAGAGUGCAAGUCGACGAAUCGUAUAAAGACAUCAAUCCGCUCUUUCAACUUCCAGCGUCUGCUCAAGGAUACUACAAAACGCACAAUUACCGUACCAAAGUCCUCCCAGCUAGUCUGACGACUCCAGGCGACGCAAUGAGACUUGCUGGAGUAGAUCAUAUGACAGUUGCUCCGAAAAUAUUGCGAGAGCUGAACGAGAUGAAGUUCAACGCGGACGAAACGGCUGCAACAAAGUCGAUGUUUGACGAGCCACCUCAAACUCAAUGGGACACCGUGCAUUUCGGAAAGGACGAAGAUUUGUUCAGGAAAUUACAUGAGAAGGAACAUCAAGAUGGGAGACUACAGGCCCACUCCCUUGAAGAAGCUACUAUCGCAGUCUAUUGGAGAGCAAAAGGCAGUAACUUGAUCGAACGACCCAGUGGUCGCAUAAAAGAUCGUGAUGUCAUCCCGCAAAGGAAAACAGAUGGAAGUCUCAACGGUUUCCCAUCAAAGAUCAAUUACGCUGCAGGACUACAGUGCUCCCUCAUGGCAGUCAAAUCGCCUCCCUGGGGCCUCAGAUGGCGAUCUAGCACCUUAUUCAUCUGCAGUACUGUCGGCAUUGGCCUGUUCACCGACCUCUUCCUCUACGGCAUUGUCGUCCCUAUUCUUCCAUUCAUGUUGACAGACCGUGUCCAUCUCCCACAUGAUCAAAUACAGCGCCAUGUAUCUGGCCUCCUCGCAGCUUAUGCGGGAGCCAGUGUUUUCUUUUCUCCAGUGGCUGGCAUCAUCGCAGAUCGCUACUCAAAGUCUCGCCAAUUGCCCUUCCUACUGGGCCUCAUCGCUCUCCUCCUGGCUACCAUUAUGCUUGGGGUCGGAAAGUCUAUACCCGUGCUGGCAGUGGCAAGAGUCCUACAAGGGAUCAGUGCGGCCGUAGUGUGGACCAUUGGGCUUGCAUUGGUCCUUGACACUGUCGGCCCUGACAGGCUGGGAGUCAUCAUUGGAUCCAUCUUUGGUUUCAUAUCCGUUGGAGAGCUCGCGGCUCCAGUACUCGGGGGCGUGUUAUACUCUAAGGCGGGUUAUGGAGGGGUGUUCGGCCUCGGAGGAGCCAUCCUCGCCAUUGACUUUAUCAUGCGGAUUCUCCUCAUUGAGAAGAAGGAAGCGAAAAAAUACAUGCCAGACGAGGAUAGGCAAAGAGAUGGCAACGCGGACGAAGAGCAGACGAAUGGUACAGAAAAUGACGAAGAGCCUGGAGAAGAAGACCCAUUACUCAAGAAAGAAGAUCCGGAUCGGUUCAAGGUGCCAGAGGGACAACCCAGAGCCGUCCGCUCAUUCCCACUGCUUUACUGCCUCAAGGACCCGAGACUGCUUGUUGCUCUGCUCCUCGCCCUCAACCAGGCUACACUUCUUGCUACGUUUGAUGCUACAGUGCCUACUAUUGCUCAAGACUACUAUGGAUUCUCCUCCCUCGAAGCCGGUGUACUGUUCAUAGCGUUGGUCCUUCCAUACUUGAUCGGUGGGCCUGUGGCAGGCUGGAUCGUGGACAAGAGAGGGCCAAAGCCUGCUGCUGUGAUUGGCUUUGGCUACCUGGUGCCUGUCUUGAUCUUGCUGCGGCUUACUACCCCAGGCGGGAAGCAUCAGAUCAUGAUUUACUGUGUGCUGCUUGCAUUGAAUGGCAUUGGUCUUGCGGUGAUUGGCUCGCCUUCAGUAGUCGAAGCAUCAUAUGUGGUGCAGCAAUAUGAUAAAGCCAACCCUGGCUUCUUCGGAGCAAAUGGACCAUAUGCGCAGCUCUAUGGCCUCAACUCGAUGGUCUUCAGCGCAGGACUGACCCUGGGGCCAAUCAUCAGUGGAGCCCUCAAGGAUUCGAUUGGCUACGGAAAUAUGAAUCUGGCGGUAAGCAUCAUCGAUCUUGUAUAUGAAUCUUAUUGUAUGGUGGAGGCGCUAAACGGUCUGACAGGUAGCGGCCCUGUGCUUGGUGACUGCGACACUCUCUGGUUCCUGCAUCAAAAGUCUCGUUUGCAGGAGUUCCGGUCUUCGAAAUGGUUCAUCUACAUCGUCAUUGACCUUGCUGUCUUCACAGAUGCCUAUUUGUACGGUCUCGUCAUCCCGGUAUUGCCAUUUGCUCUCACGAAAUACAUCCACAUUCCUCCAGCGGACGUUCAGAAAUGGAUCGGGGUUUUUGUAGGAGCAUAUGGCGGCGGCUUGCUCAUCAGUUCCCCUAUCGCCGGUUACCUCGCCGAUAAUUGCAAGUCCCGACGUCCGAUCUACAUGCUUGGUUUGAUUGCACUCGCAAGCGCAACCUUCAUCUUGGCCAUCGGCCGUUCCGUCACCGUCCUUAUCAUUGCUCGACUCGUCCAAGGUGCAUCAUCAGGCGUUGUACACUGCGUGGGAACAGCUAUCCUUGCAGAUGCGGUUGGACAAAAUGGGAUUGGACCCGCAAUGGGCUGGGUCACUUUCAUGAUCGCUCUCGGAAUGGUCACCGGUCCUGUCGCUGGAGGAGCAAUAUAUCACAGCUAUGGCUAUAAUGCUGUGUUCUUCUCCGCCUUCAUUGUGAUAGCUCUCGAUUUCGUGUUCAGGAUUCUCAUGCUUGACCCAAAGCAAGAGGUAGCUUUACUCAACGAAGACAUUCCUCACCAUCCUAUCGCCAAUGGAAGCGCGAUCCAACAAGUCUACGGAACCUUCCACGACGCCGAACCCCCACAGGAUUUCCGGCGGGCAUCCGACUCGUCCCCAGGCGAGGAAAGCUCUGAAGCCUCGCACUGCAGCUCAUAUACAUCAGACACUUCUCACGAGUCUGAAGAAGUAAAUUCCCCUUCCUCUUCAGAGAUUACUUCUCACGGAUUCCAACAGUUUGACCCGUUGCUCGAACUACACGCCAACAAGACCACAUCCACAUUCCGCCUCCCUGUCUUCUUCGAGCUUCUCACCAUGCCCCGAAUCCUCACAGCCCUCCUUGGCGCCUUCAUGGAAAGCUUCGUCCUCACAGAAAUUGAGACCAUCCUCCCCCUCUACAUCAAAAACCUCUUCAAUUACAAUUCCAAAGAGGUCGGCCUCGUCUGCGUAUUCCUUCUCCUUCCCAGCAUCAGCUCCCCGAUCCUGGGCGCCAUGACCGACAGAUUUGGGGUCAAGAUCAUCGUGUCACUCGGCUACACCUUCUUGUGCCCGUUCUGGAUCCUGCUGCGUCUGAUCAACACCGAUGGCGUCGCUAGCCUCGUCGGUCUUUGCGUUCUCCUCUUCUGCAUUGGGCUAGCUGUUGACAUGGUUCUGACCCCUGUAUUUAUUGAGACGAAGGAGGCGGUGGAUGAGAGGAUGGAACAAGAGCCUGGCGUUUUCGGUGAGAAGGGAGUGUAUGCGCAGGCGUACGCGCAGAUGAAUAUGGCGUAUGCGGCUGGAAGCCUGCUGGGACCGGUGCUGGGGAGUGCGCUGGUAGAAGAGAUUGGGUGGGAGAAUGUGACUUUGUUGACGGGUAUUGCUUGCGCCUUGUGUGUGGCUCCGAGCUUGUAUGCACUAGGAGGGAGAAAGAGGAAGAAGGGGAAGGGCAAGGGAGUGGCUGGGUUUGAUGGUAAUGCAUAA
Messenger RNA from Bacidia gigantensis, 3849 nucleotides. RefSeq lists its product as uncharacterized. NCBI's taxonomy places the organism in Eukaryota, Fungi, Ascomycota, Lecanoromycetes, Lecanorales, Ramalinaceae. Gene Ontology annotation, molecular function: transmembrane transporter activity. Bases 1 to 3849 code for a protein of 1282 amino acids. Gene Ontology annotation, biological process: transmembrane transport; carbohydrate metabolic process. The record is from RefSeq and is a predicted model, not a curated record. The transcript has 8 exons.